CACUAAGUCCAUUGUAACUCUGCAUGAUAACACUGCAAUGAUGUGUGAGCACACGGGUCUUCACUAACUGCUCUGCAAACACACAGCAAUUAGAGACACUCAACAAAGCAUCUAUUUCCAGAACGGUACUGGUGACCCAAACUCACAGCUUCUCACCUGUCACACCACUCUGCAGACCUGUGAACAAAAACAGGAUGUGAUGCGAUAAAUUCUACAGCACUUCUUUCGCGUCUGCAGAUUCAGAUUCCGCUGAGCAAAAACUGAAAAUCUUUGAUCAGGACUUCAAGCAUGAAGGAGCUUCUUAGACGGACUCUGCUUUUGGGUUACCUGAUAAAUCUAGUUGCAGGCAGCAAUGGAGUAACAGAUCAAUAUGGAGCCGAGGGGAAAUCGAUCCAUCUCACUGUGGAGCAGCCCAAGGGUUUUCAUGAACUGAACUGGUAUUUUGAAAACGGUACAAAGUUCCGCUUGGUGAAAUACGACAAGACCGGAUUCAAACUGGCAGCGUCACUGAGGGUGACUUUCAAUGAGUCAGAUCUGUCUUUGACGGUCAACAGCUUAACGCUGCAAGAUCUGGGGUUGUAUACUGCGGAGAAAAUCAACGACAAAGGCCAACACACCGUGUUAAUAAGCUACCAGCUUUACGUGGAAGCUCCGGUGUCUAAACCUGUCAUCCAGCCCUCAUCAAUCACCAACGUAAGAGGUCUUUGCAACUAUACUCUGGUCUGCUCUGUGGAGGAAGGUACGAAAGGGUCUAUUGGCUGGGAGUGGCCUGAAGUUAAUUGUACCCAGCCGGUUCUUUCCAAUGAAAGGCGCACCCUGGAGUUCUCUCAAGGCUCAGGUUGCGAUGACCAAAUAGAUUCCUUCACCUGCAAUGCGGGGAAUCACGUGAGCAGAGAAUCAACGACCAUCACGAUGGAGGAAUUGAGAUGCGACCAGACAGACCCUGAUUCAGCCUCUCUUAUUUCCCUAACCAGUCUCCUGUGCCUACCUUUAUUCCUGGUGAUCACCGCGCUUGUCUAUAUGUGCGUCAUUCACAAGACGAAACCCAUAUGCAUAGCUGACAGUUUUGUUUCCCCGCCUGCAAGAACAGUAACCCCGGACAUAACAACCGUGUACGCAGUUGCCGGUUUCAAGGAUUCCCGCGUCUAUGACGAUAUUGGGCAGUCGUGUUAUUCUGUUGUGAACCAUAACGCGUCUUUCAUCAGUGCCAGAAACACAGAAACUAUAUAUGAUAACGUGCACAACAUUGAAUCGACGUAAUUAAAAAAAAACCGUCUCGAAGCUUCGCUUUGAAACACAAAUCUUGGAAUUAUUUGUCUGGUUUUUUUUUGCAGUUCAUUUUUAUAAGAUGGUUAUUUCUUACUCUCCUCUCACUCCUCUCUCUCUCCCCCUCUCCUCUCCUCUCCUCCCCUCUCCUCUCCUCUCCUUGAAAACGACGAGAUGCAGCGCUUAAGUGUUCUAUUCUGAAUUCUAUUUUUUUUUGUAUGAACCGCGCAUGCGUUUUGCAUUAAAUAAAUAAUUUAAAAAAACA
Messenger RNA from Polyodon spathula (Mississippi paddlefish), 1531 nucleotides. RefSeq names its product SLAM family member 9-like. Bases 289 to 1260 code for a protein of 323 amino acids. The record is from RefSeq and is a predicted model, not a curated record. The transcript is spliced from 5 exons. Lineage: Eukaryota; Metazoa; Chordata; Actinopteri; Acipenseriformes; Polyodontidae.